Messenger RNA from Myotis daubentonii (Daubenton's bat), 1288 nucleotides. Its product is annotated as phosphatidylinositol 3,4,5-trisphosphate 3-phosphatase TPTE2-like. Gene Ontology annotation, biological process: dephosphorylation. Gene Ontology annotation, cellular component: cytosol. Lineage: Eukaryota; Metazoa; Chordata; Mammalia; Chiroptera; Vespertilionidae. Gene Ontology annotation, molecular function: phosphatidylinositol-3,4,5-trisphosphate 3-phosphatase activity. The record is from RefSeq and is a predicted model, not a curated record.
GGUUUAUAUUUUUUCAUGGAUGUUCUUCUUCGAAUAUUUGUAGAAGGGAUACUAUCAUAUUUUUCUGAUAUACUUAAUUCCAUGGAUGCUGCCAUUAUUGUAGUGACUCUAAUAAUUGAUUUCAAUUAUAUUUUUUAUGACUAUGAGAUUUUUAAAGAUAUUCCCAGAUUGGUAAUUCUCCUUCGGUCUCUACGCCUUAUCAUUCUGAUGAGAAUUUUUCAUCUGGCUUACCAAGAAAGACAGCUUGAAAAAUUGACCAGAAGGAUGGUUUCAGGAAACAAACGACGAUACAAGAAAGAUGGAUUUGACUUAGACCUCACUUAUGUUACUGAACGUAUUAUUGCCAUGUCAUUCCCAUCUUCUGGAAAGGAGUCUUUCUAUAGGAAUCCAAUUCAGGAAGUUGUGCGGUUCCUGGAUACCAAGCAUCGAAACCACUAUCAAGUCUACAAUCUUUGCCGUGAAAGAUCUUAUGAUCCUAAGUACUUCCAUUAUAGGGUCCAUCGAAUCAUGAUUGAUGAUCAUAAUGUCCCCUCUCUGAGUGAGAUGGUGGAAUUUUCCAAAGAAGCACAGAAUUGGAUGGCUCAAGAUGACAAAAACAUCAUAGUGAUUCACUGUAAGGGAGGCAAAGGAAGAACUGGAACUAUGGUUUGUGCGUGCCUUAUUGCCUGUGAAAUAUUUACAACUGCAGAGGACAGCCUUUAUUAUUUUGGAGAACGACGAACAGAUAAAACCACCAGCAGUAAAUUUCAGGGAGUAGAAACCCCUUCUCAGAAUAGGUAUGUUGGAUAUUUUGAAGAUGUGAAAAAUAUUUAUAACUUGACUCUCCCUCCAAGAAAAAUACUUAGGAUAAAAAAAUUUGUUAUUUAUUCAAUUCAUGGUGUUGGAAAAGGCAACGGUGAUGAUCUAAAAGUGAAAAUAAUAAUGCGUCAAAAGAUUGUCUUUUUCUGUUCUGCUUCCAAAAACUGUAGGGUAGUUCAUGAUAUUGAAAGAGACAGAGUAAUAAUUCAUCUAUGCAACAGUCCACUUCUGUAUGAUGAUGUAAAAGUGCAAUUUCUGUCUUCUUCGGAUCUUCCUAAAUACUAUGACAACUGCCCCUUUUUCUUUUGGUUCCACACAUCCUUCAUAGAAAAUAACAGGCUUUAUCUUUCAAGAAAUGAAUUGGAUAAUCCCCAUAAACCAAAAGCAUGGAAAAUUUAUCAUCCAGAGUUUGCAGUUGAAAUUUAUUUUGAUGAUGUUAAGUUGUGCCUGGUAUCUGAUUAAGUGUAGUUCCCCUUCUAGAAUAGAAUCA